This is a messenger RNA of Hemiscyllium ocellatum (epaulette shark), 6014 nucleotides long. It is a transcript of the gene usp46, whose product is annotated as ubiquitin specific peptidase 46. The record is from RefSeq and is a predicted model, not a curated record. Gene Ontology annotation, molecular function: cysteine-type deubiquitinase activity; cysteine-type endopeptidase activity. Gene Ontology annotation, biological process: protein deubiquitination. Lineage: Eukaryota; Metazoa; Chordata; Chondrichthyes; Orectolobiformes; Hemiscylliidae. The transcript is spliced from 11 exons. Bases 366 to 1520 code for a protein of 384 amino acids. Gene Ontology annotation, cellular component: nucleus; cytosol.
GCGCCGGAAUCCUGAACUCGAGCUGCGGACGUUGGGGUGGCGGAACGAAGCCAAGCCGGAGCACGAGCCCCCGGGGAGGGUUGCUGUCAUGUGUCUGGAACCGGCGACAUGGCGAAUCAGUGGGGACAGCAGCACCAGGAGCACAAACUGUUAAUAGUCGGCUUGAGGGCUGACUGGGCGGUGAAUGGGGUUGGGGAGUGCAGCCCGGGUCCGGCGCCUUGUUUACCUUAGUGUGGCCGCCUGGCAGACUCCCGGGGUCGGCUGCUGGAGAAUACACCUCCCCGUCCCCUGCUUUCUUGGAGCCCCCACCUCGGGGUUUAUUAUAUUUUAAUAAAGAUGGCGGAGGAACCACAGGCUGCAAACUAAUGACUGUCAGAAACAUCGCUUCAAUUUGUAAUAUGGCCCCUCUCCACGGCGAACUGGGCCACGGUCUUCUCCACAUCUGCUGUCAGGAGGGCACCAAUGCCUCUGCUCUGGAGAAAGACAUCGGUCCAGAGCAGUUCCCAAUCAAUGAACACUACUUUGGUUUGGUCAAUUUUGGGAACACCUGCUAUUGUAACUCUGUGCUGCAAGCCCUCUACUUCUGCCGACCAUUUAGAGAAAAUGUACUUGCAUACAAAGCACAACAGAAGAAGAAGGAAAAUCUGUUGACUUGUUUGGCAGACCUGUUCCAUAGCAUUGCCACCCAGAAGAAAAAAGUUGGUGUGAUUCCUCCCAAGAAAUUCAUAUCUAGGCUACGUAAAGAGAAUGACUUGUUUGAUAACUACAUGCAACAAGAUGCACAUGAGUUUCUGAACUACCUGUUGAACACCAUCGCUGACAUCUUGCAGGAGGAGAAGAAGCAAGAGAAACAGAAUGGGAAAUUGAAGAAUGGAAAUGCAAAUGAAAUAGAGGAGAACAGUAAGCCUGAACCAACCUGGGUGCAUGACAUCUUUCAAGGAACACUCACUAAUGAGACACGAUGCCUGAACUGUGAAACGGUUAGCAGCAAAGAUGAAGAUUUUCUUGAUCUUUCAGUUGACGUCGAGCAGAACACAUCAAUUACACAUUGCCUGAGAGAUUUCAGCAACACAGAAACACUGUGCAGUGAACACAAGUACUAUUGUGAAACAUGUUGCAGUAAACAGGAAGCUCAGAAAAGAAUGUGUGUAAAGAAGCUACCCAUGAUCCUCGCAUUACACUUGAAGCGAUUCAAAUAUAUGGAACAAUUACAUCGAUACACAAAACUCUCUUAUCGAGUAGUGUUUCCUCUGGAGUUGAGACUGUUUAAUACAUCAGGCGAUGCUAUCAAUUUGGACCGCAUGUACGAUCUGGUUGCUGUUGUUGUUCACUGUGGCAGUGGCCCUAACCGUGGACACUAUAUAACUAUUGUGAAAAGCCAUGGCUUCUGGCUUUUGUUUGACGAUGAUAUUGUCGAGAAAAUUGAUGCUCAAGCUAUUGAAGAAUUCUAUGGUCUGACUUCGGACAUUUCAAAAAACUCAGAGUCUGGAUAUAUUUUAUUUUAUCAAUCAAGAGAAUAAAUUGUAAAGUACUGGCCUUGAUAAUCAGGUUUCAAGGAAGAUGCAUUUUGUAGUUAUGUGAAACGAUGCUGCUCUUGGGAAAAGGAAAUGUAGUUAACUGUUCAGCCCCUUCAGAUUAUUUCACCAAUUAGUUGGACUAUGGCUUUUCUAUAUUUCAACUGUUUGCCUUAGCUCCCUUGAAACCUAUUUCCAAUAGAAAUAUGUUUUCUGUUCGCACUCAUGCUUGCGUUCAAAGCUUUUUAUGGUGGUGAGGUUGGGAAGCAGGAAAGGUUUGAAGAAUUCCUGAUUUUCACAUCCCUUUCACUUUAAAUUGGCCUAGCUCUAAUUUUAAGAAUUUUCUUUUUACAAUGAUUGCAAAAGCUCUGUUUAAUUCUAUUUGUACCUACCUAGUUAGAUCCCAUUAUUAUUUUGCAUUCUUGAUUGUGAAUCCUCAACCUUUUAAACUUUAGAUAAUGAAAAAGAAGUUUAUGCAACCUGUCUUUAUAACUGAACUCUUUAAGUUCUGGAAAAUCUACAUUCCAUCUGCUAUGCUGUCUCUGAGCUCCAGUGACUAGCUCACAGCAUAUGUUAAGCUUAGAUUUACAUCUGUGCAGUCUCAUGGUUAUAUGGCACAAUUUCUAGAUCUCAAGUUUCAGAAGAUUGUGAUUAAUUCAACUGAACAUCUUGAAGUAGAAAAUAUCAGUCUCUAGCGAUUCGUAUCAUGAGUCCAAUUAUUUUCUCCAAUACCAUUUUUAAAAAAACAAUUCCUAGAUUAAAUCCAGUAAGUUUUUCCUUUAAACUUAUUGUGUGAUUAAAACUGAAUUUGUAUUUGACCUGUCCUUCCAUGAUGUACUAGAUAUAUUUUCCUAAGUUGGCCAUUUUCAUAUGUUCUUUCUAUUUUAAUAAAAACACUUGAAAUUUUCUUUUAGAUUCCAUUCAAGCUUUUUUACUAUUAGAUUUUUAUCUCCUUUUGUUGAUUUUUUUAGAGUCCCCUGGUAUUCUGGUUGACAAAUGAAAGGUGUACAGUACCUAUAAAUGAACCUUUUCUUAUCUGUUAGAAUUUAUUCUUGGAAUUCUGACAACAUUAAGGUUGAGCAUCAUCUGUCAAAGUUUAGCUGAUCUCGUAGUUCACUCAGUUUUUUCGUUUUCAUCUCAAGAAGUGUUGUUAAGUUCAGCAGUGAGAAGUUUAGUAUCAUUUGAAUUCCUCAGUCCUUCCUAGUCUCGCCCCUAAUAUCAGGUCUCCCUACUGAGCAUAGUUUAUCCCAUUGAGUUUUUGUACAAAGGAAUAUAGAUUGUUUCUCAUGGAUCACCAGAUAUAAAAUAGUGUAUCUGAGCCCUCAUUUUGAGGAUGCAACUCUUGAGAGAGCAGUUUUCCUCUGUAGCUGUGACAAUGACCAUCUUUGACCCAUGAUUUUUCAGGAAUCCUGUUGGUUGCUACUUAGUAGUUCUGCCUCAAGAACUCUUGAGAAUUGAAAUGGUUACAAUUGCCUUGCAAAAGGGCAAGCUUUAGAACACAAAAAUGUCUACAUGAUUAAGAAUGAUUCCAAAACACUAGGAAACCAGGCGUUCUUUCAUUUUCAUGGCUAACAUUUUUCCUUCAAACAAUACCAUAAAAGCAAAUAUUAUUUCAGCUUUUUGUUAAUGUGGAAUGAUGUCAAUCUCCAGAUAAACUGUUUUAGCUUACAUAAAUUAAUGUCGUCUAUGUUUGUGGUGUGCUAUGACAUUUCAGGUAUUUCAAUCUGAUUCAUUAUUGGCAAUAGUAAUUAUCACUUGUAGAAGUUGCUGAAUAUCACUUGUCUAACAGCUAAGGUUCUCUUUAUUUAUGUAUUGAAUAAGCUUACUUGAUCUAUGUAAACCAUUUCAAUUAUGUAUUCUUAGAAGACACUUUCUCCACAUUUCACACUGUUUGUGAACUUUGCCUUAGUUGAUCUUGCUUUGAUAUUCCAGAAAAGCCUGUGACCCUGAUCUUCUGUUGUGUUCUUUGAUCUCCUGUUGCAAUUUCAACUUUAUAUACAAAUUCAGCAGCCAUAACAUUUUUAGUCUCUUCCAAGUUUUUUAUCUCCAUUAAUAACUACUGAAAUUAUAAACAAUGGUAACAUAAGAUCUUCCAUUAUGCAAAUCAAAAUUGUAACCGCUUUCAUUACGAUAGAACUUUGUGUUAGUAAAAGAAUAGGCAUUUGUUGGACAGGCAAUUGUUUUGUAAGGCAAAACAGCUUGAGGCAAACUCGUGAUAAAGUGGAUAUCAGCAAAUUGAAUCGUAAAUUAUAUCUCUACAUAAACCGUCCAUUCUGAAAAAUACUGUUACUUGUGCAAUGGUAAUAUUAUCUAAAAUAUGAUUGGUUUAUUUUCACAAUAUCUCUAAGUCAACCAGUUGGAGUGACUUUCACACUUUUGCUCAUUGUCUUGAUUACAUAGUACAAACUGAUAUUAGCUCUGGUCAUACACAAUCAGUAUUUACAGUUUGCACUUCAUACCUCCAGUUUUUUUUUUAGAUUUUCCAGCUUUCUGUAAAUGUUUUUAUUUGGAAAAUGAAUGAAUUUUAAGUCCUAUAGAUAUGUCUUUCUUUUGUGUAGUUUUUUAAAAACUCCGUACAAAGGCACUGGAUAUUUUCAUCUUUGCACGCAUUCUGUCUUGAUACUGCAUCUAUAGGAAUUAAGGUUUGGAUCAGGAUGAAGCCUUAUAGUGGAUUGGGAUGCAGUGUCUAAGAUGGCCACACUUGGUAAAAGUUUGUUAGGCAGAUUAUCUGGUGUUUUUUACCCAGUUGAAUGGUUGAGCAUUCAUUUAUAUUUGUCAGUUGAACAAUCCAAUAUUGGUCAAUAUGUGCUAUAUAAACGUUUAACUGUUGUUUGGUGGAGCACCGGAUCUGAAACAACCUUACGAGGUCCCUGCCAGCAAAUCACCUGCACUAUUAUUGAUUUUGUAAAACAACAGUUAUAAAUUAUGGCUCUUGCCAAAAGUCUUGCUCAGGUUCAACUGAAAUGUCAAGUGACAUGGUGAGUAAGUGAUGGCUCAAGAUGAAAUUUUGGUCUCACGUGGCAGUCAUGUCAGUCAAUAUGAUUUAAUUUCACUAAUAUGCAUAACAGAAUAAUCACAGGACAGUACUAUUCAUACAAUCAAUAUGUAGUCUAUAAAUUCAGAAUUAGAAAAUAAGUCAAGUAACUCAAUUGAGAUACUGUAUUAGAUGUUGAAGAAAGAAUUGCAAAGUUGUUUUACUGAAUUUUUUUCGAUGAAAUUAUGAAUUAUUUGGGCCUAUGGAGCAUCUAAGCUGCCUUUUUGAAACCUUUGUUUGUAACUUGAUGUUUUGGGAGUUUAUCUGUAGGGAUGUGGAAUAAUGAUUUGGAUUUUAAAUAUGUUAGUUUUGAUAUUGGUAUGCAUACAUGCACUUGAGGAAUAUUGUUCGAAAUAGAGACUGUUUUCCCCCCAUUUGCAUCUAACUAAGAUGUGCCUGGCAACAUAUAUAUCAAAUAUUUGGCAGUGUAGGGGAAGGAGGAGGCAAAUAGCUGAGACUACCAUCUGCAAAGCCAGUUCUGAUAAGACUGAAAUCUGUACUUAUACCUUCUGUCCCACAUUAUAUUGAAGUAACUUGUGUAUUAAUUAUUUUGAUUCAGUUCAAAAUCUUGCCAGUUUUGCAUUUUUCUAUUGUACAUUCCAGCCACUGGUUGAUUCAUUGAGGUCUAAUAAUUAAUCAUCAAAGUUUUGCACUCAUCACUCAUUGGGUCUUCUGUUGUGAAGAUACAGAAAAACAGUAGUUUUCAGCUCCUUUAUAUUCACUCCUUUUUCUUUAGUGAAAAGGCCUUUUUGUCUAUUAAAUCUUUUGUUUGAAUAAUGACCAAUAAGGAAGUAAUUUGACAAAUCCAUCCUUCUGUCUUUACUUGUAGCUCUCCUGCUAGCAUGUCACCUUUUGAUUCAGGGUUUAAGUACAUUAUCGUGUUCAGAUGUUUGUGCCACAAUAUUGUUAAUGUUUGGUCUCAACAGUAUUUUUGUAUGAAGUCCUUUCCUUUUAAAGUGUGGGCAGCUUUGCUAUUUAUUGUAUUUCUUUCACUGUUAAAAGUUGGAACCUUAUGAUGUAACUCAAUGGCUGUCAUUGUUUUUAAAGAAAAUGGGUUAGUGCAAUUUGAAUGCAACAAGGCAAGGCACAUUUGGCAGGAACAAAUUGCUCCAAUUCAAUGCUAUCAAUGUAUCAAUGUUUUGCACCUACUAGCAAUAAUGUAAUUUCUAUAUGUGGUGCCAUGACUUGUAUAAUUGCCUUCCAAUCAAGACACACUGCAGUUUUUUUUUCAAAACCAUCUACGCCUUUUCGAGUGCUGAAGAAGGAUGCUGACUUUUUUUUUAAAAAAUAGUGAUCAAGUUAGCCCUUUAUGGCAAGGUACCUUUUUAAUGUACACACAUUUUAAAUCAAUCGAUAAUACUGCUGUCAUUGUUGCAAUAACAAACUAAAUGUUACAAUCUGAGGUUAAUUCAAUAUGAUUUUUAUUAGCACAUCUAUGUACUUGUCAUUCAGUGCACACUUUAUGU